This is a messenger RNA of Aphanomyces invadans, 871 nucleotides long. RefSeq lists its product as hypothetical. NCBI's taxonomy places the organism in Eukaryota, Oomycota, Saprolegniomycetes, Saprolegniales, Verrucalvaceae. The transcript is spliced from 3 exons. The record is from RefSeq and is a predicted model, not a curated record. The coding region runs from base 8 to 871 and encodes 287 amino acids.
GCGAAACAUGGCCACCGACGGCACGCGGGCCUCAUGGACGACAGAGAGAGACGAGUUCUUGGUCACUUCUUUGCAAGCCCAGGUGCUCAAGGGCAAGCGCUCGGACUCAGGCUUCAAGAAAGAAGCAUGGGUGGAGGUCACUGCCUCCUUCAACGAGCGCUUUGGCACGACGUACCACACGUCCAAGAUCAAGUCGCGGCUGGAUUGUAUGAAACGCGACUACAAGGACGUCAAGUAUCUGCGUGACAACUCUGGGUUUGGCUGGAAUGAUGCGUUGCAGCUGCCAACUGCACCUGACGAUGUAUGGCUGUCUGUCAUCAAGGCCAAUCCGAACUGCAAGAAGUUUCGUCUCGCACCGUUCCCCUUGUUCGAAAGCCUGGCGGUCCUUUUGGAAGGAUCUUAUGCAGAUGGGCGGUUUGCGAUUUGCCCCCCUGGCUUGCUCGGUGCGAAUGCUGCCGAAGCAAACGUCACAAGCCAAGUCAUUCAACCGACACCACAGCGCAUUCACCACCGUGCGUCCGACCAAGUUCAAGACGAUGAUGCCUCGGACUCAAGCUCGGACGCACUGACACCUCCACCAAAGAAGCAGAAGAAGCAGCUCAACAAGCGGGACCGACGCAGCGCCGGGGCGGUCAUUGGAGAUGCAAUCUCCAAGCUCGUCGAGGUCGAGGCAUCCAAGGCGACUCAAGCAACCGAUCCGCACGACCGGGUGACCCUGGCCAUCGACUGUUUGAUGGAACACUACAGCCACCUGGACGGCAUGGCGAUCGCUGCAUUGGCUGAUCUCAUGGGGCAAGGUUUCAACGCCACAAUCUUCAUGGCGCUUCGUGGGGAAGCUCGCGAUGCAUGGGUAUUGAAGAAUUCUAUGUAA